UUCAAAUGACUAGAAAAGAAAUCAUAGCCACAUUCAGAUCGUCCACUUAAUGGGUCUUCAUAUUUUGUUGGGUCAGCAGUGCAUUAGAGGAAACUUUCCUUACGUAACGACUUUCUUACCUCACAGAAGUACUUAGCGACACCAACAGCUUAAUGGAUCAAAUGGGAGUGGGAGGGAGUGAGUGAGGAAAUUAAGUUUAAAAAAAGAAUGUGAAUGCUUUGAGAUUUUGCUAGUUUCUGGGUCAAAUCAGAAUAAAACUGUUAAUCUAGAAAGAUUGAGUAACACUUUAAGCCUUGAAUGUGGAGAAGCCUAGCACUCUGGCCUAGGCUGGCCACAGAUGGACAGCACGGAGGAUACUGAGGAUAUCCAUGCAUCCAUUCUCAGGGGUCCCAUUUCUGGGCAUGUCUGGGAAACAAGCAAAUCAAUCAGUGUCAAUUAGAGCUUUGUUCAAAGUAAACCACAUCCUGGAUGUCAGACGUUCAUUCUGCACUCAACAGCAGGCAAUGCAAUUACGCUGCAAAACCUCUGAAGGGCUAGGGGUCUGAGAGGAUGAAGUGGUGCAUAUAAAAGGCUCUUACUGUCUUUUAUCUAUCCUCUCUCAGGUACCCUCCUGAGCAGAGACUUUCACUGAGCAUGAGAGAGGGUAGCCACACUGGAAGCCCUCUGUUUCAUGUUGUGAGCCUGUCCCUGUCAGACACCACUGUUUGGGAUGCCAUUCUACAUAAGUACGCCGAUCUUCAAAGCCUCUUUCCUGCUCCCCUCUGCUGCUCAUGCUCUGAUUUUGAUACCUCUGCAAUGAGAUGGGAGCAGCAAGAGCCUUUAACAGUCAUUGAUUCCUGAAGUCUACAGUCUGUAUAGUCACUUCCUCUGCAGCUGGAAAAGGUGCGAAUGUUACCCUUUAACAGCCGAGUCUGAAUUAGAUUCUGAGACGUGGGAGAAUAAUCACACUUGACUUGCAGUGUGAGUUACCGAGGGAGAAUAUCAGCUCUGCACAGGGAGGAGAGGAUUAGCCACAGCCACUCAGCUCAUCUGCAUACAUGUUCCCAGAGAACCACAUGAGCACCCAAGGCUGCACCUCUUUUGUAUAAAAGCUGGCACUCCUAUCACAGAGUCUCCACUUCAUCUACUCUCACUGCUGUGAGGAGAUUCAAAAGGGACCACAGUUGUUGUUUAUUUUGUUUUUUUCUUUUGGACUCUUUUGAAUGAUCUAAAGACUUGUUUAUAUCAUUUAAAAAGGCCAUGUCUCUUUUUAAUUGGCAAAAUGAAAGUAGUAUUAUUUGACGUACAUCUUCUUUGAACAUCAAGGAGUUUAUUCCCAUUUUUUUUCCUGGGGUUGUUUUUUUUUUCAUCCAUUUUUUUGCUCCAGAAUGCCAUCUAGAGAGUCCUAUGAGGUUUGCCAGGAAGAGAAGCCUCUGGUGCAAAAGGCCAAGCGUGAGGCCAAUCAGGAGGAUAUUCUGGCCGCAGCCCUGGGGAUGAGGAUGGGGCCACAAAAACCUUCAGCCACUUUUUGGCAGCCACUUAAACUGUUCGCCUAUUCGCAGCUCACCUCACUGGUUCGCAGAGCUUCACUGAAGGAGAGCGACUGGCCCUCCAGAUCUGAGAAAGCCCACAAUUUCAAGGUCCAUACCUUUCGGGGACCUCACUGGUGUGAGCACUGUGCCAGCUUCAUGUGGGGACUGAUGGCUCAGGGGGUCAAAUGUGCAGAUUGUGGUUUGAACACCCACAAGCAGUGCUCAUCUCUGGUACCAAACAACUGCAAACCCGACCUGAGACACAUCCGGAAAGUUUACAGCUGUGACCUCAGCACGCUAGUUAAAGCUUGCAAUACAGCCCGACCCAUGGUGGUGGACAUGUGCAUAAGAGAGAUCGAGUCCAGAGGACUGAAGUCAGAAGGCCUCUACAGAAUAUCUGGAUUCAGCGAUUCAGUGGAAGAGGUCAAGUCCAGGUUUGACAAAGAUGGCGAGAAGACAGACAUCUCAGUGAAUGCCUAUGAAGACAUCAAUAUCAUCACGGGUGCAUUGAAACUGUACCUCAGGGAUUUGCCUGUUCCUGUCAUCUCAUUCGACGCUUACCCCAGGUUCAUCGAGGCUGCAAAGCUCACAGACGCAGAGAAGAAGCUGGAAGCUUUCCGUGAGGCUCUUGCUCUCCUACCACCACCGCACGCUGAAACUCUAAAGUACCUCAUGGCUCACUUAAAAAGGGUGACACAGAAUGAGAAAUUCAACUUGAUGAACGCAGAAAACCUUGCCAUCAUUUUCGGGCCCACCCUCAUGCGUGCACCCAACACGGACGCCAUAACAGCGCUGAAUGACAUCCGCUAUCAGAGACAGGUGGUGGAGGUGCUCAUUAAAAAAGAGGAUGUACUCUUCUAAACAAAAAGUAGGACUUUUAUAGAACAGCCCUCUAAUCAUUUUUUGUGUAAAGACUUGAAUGACUUUUUUUAUUACACUGAUUGAUGCUUUUUUUUUUAAAUGCCUUGUGUAUGGACUAGUGCUAACCUAACAUCUGUCCUCCCCUGUACUGGGUGUGGAUGAUGAACCUUACACUUGUACGUACCUUUUGUCUCCCCAUUUUUGUCGGGGUUUUUUUUUGAAAAGCUGACAGACCAGCAUGCAUGGUGCAAGGUCUUUGUUUGCUUUGUAGUCGUAACCCAGCAUGUGUUAAGAUGUGUAGCGCUGUGAUUUCUGCUUUUGUCUGUAACACAGUAGAUUUUGUCCACAUUCCCAGCUGCUUGCUGUGCAGCUAUUUCUGUGAAACUUUAUAUAGUUGGAUGUAAAAAAAAAAAUUAAAAAUAAGCUACUAAUUUUACUGGGGUAAUUUUUAUGAUGCUGUAUUUUUUUAUCUCCUCGAAUGUUUCUACGUCACCUGCAGUUCUUCUUUGAAUAAGUCUUUCUUCUUAAUGUGUACACACUGCUGGAUUUUCCUGACCUUAACAUUUUUGUUGUGUUAGAAGCAGCAUUAUUUGUGAAUUUGAUUCUUUUUUCUUUUUUUUUUACUGUAAUGUUUUUUGUACAAAACUUGUGCAUGGUCACUUUAAUUUAUUAAACCUUACUCUGAUAAA
This is a messenger RNA of Pelmatolapia mariae (spotted tilapia), 3061 nucleotides long. RefSeq names its product chimerin 1 (gene chn1). The transcript has 8 exons. Gene Ontology annotation, biological process: signal transduction; regulation of GTPase activity. Gene Ontology annotation, molecular function: GTPase activator activity. The record is from RefSeq and is a predicted model, not a curated record. Lineage: Eukaryota; Metazoa; Chordata; Actinopteri; Cichliformes; Cichlidae. The coding region runs from base 1368 to 2372 and encodes 334 amino acids.